Molecule: messenger RNA, 1539 nt
Organism: Aspergillus puulaauensis
Lineage: Eukaryota; Fungi; Ascomycota; Eurotiomycetes; Eurotiales; Aspergillaceae
Exons: 1
Coding region: 1-1539 (512 amino acids)
Source: RefSeq, a predicted model, not a curated record
AUGCAUUCUUAUAAAAUCUACCUAGGCAACGAAGACUAUAAUGAAGACGACUGUCGCUUAGCCGUUCGCGGUCAACUCAUUCCUAAAGCUCUCGGCGAAGAUACUACUCAACUGUGCGUUGUCCGUGGCAUCCGCUACCAUGCUGGCUAUGCAACUGAGCUUCGUGGGUUGCUGCCCAUUUUUACUCGGGCUCUAAAUGCGCGCGACAUUAUGAGCAACAAAGUCCCUGAUAUGAGUGGUCCUGAUGAAUUUCCGUACUGUAUCUGGCACCCCGAAACCGCAUCUGAAGCAACGUACCGCGCUCUGGCCCUUCGAUACCCCCAGAUGAAGUACCAGAUCGGGAGAGCCUGCGCCGUGGCUGGAUAUGCCGGCCUUUUCAGCGAGCUUGGCCUCCUUCCCGAGUGCCAUAUUGCUGAAGAAGCGCGUGAAAGCCAGCAAUGGGAAAUCUACAAUGUUAUCAUGAAAGCUGACAUUCGUUAUAACGCCAUGGAUGAUUACACACGGACUGUCUUCAAUCAGCCAUCCAAGGGCUACCUGAAUGGCGAUACUGCUGUGCAGUCAUACCUGGACAUCAAGACCGAGUUUGAAGCUCCGCCCGACUGGGAUGAUUUUCCUCUCGUCGGUAAUCGGAGACAAGGUUUCUUUGAUAUCACUGAAGACGAUCGCAUCGAUGAGUUCACCUCCGAACCACCACCUACCGAAGACGAUGUGAGCCAUUUUCUCUAUACGCCACUUCCAGUCGACUUGCCCACGAUGAAUAAAGAUGUCUUGAUUCUCAUGGCUGCGUAUUACGGCGAUGUUGACCGGUACUCGCGCCUGCGUCGACCUCGCCCAGUCAUGAGCGAGCCGGAUUGCGUCGUGCGAGGAAUCUACCACAACACCAUGUUCGCCAAAUGGUGGUCCCUUCAGAAACCCUCCUUUAUGUCCUCAUCGGUGCAGAAAGCAAUCAACGCCCGCUUUAUUAUGAACAACGAUCUCUCGCGGAUUACCCCAGAAACAAAACACCUCGCAUACUGUAUUUGGUAUCCAUCCGUUCCACAUCCUUCAACUUGCAAGGAGCUCUUCCGGCGUCUGCCGUCUAUGAAGCCUGCAAUCGCAAGGGCUUGUAUUCUGGCUGACUACCCCGAAACCUGGGACUUCCUAGACGUGGACCCAGAUGAAAACCUGAUGAUGGAUGCACGGCAGAGCCACAACCCCAAGUACCUCCGCGAUCUCGAGUCUAAACUUCCGGAGCGUGGAUGCCCCCAAUAUCCACAAGCGUACACACGAUCAGAGUCCCGUGUCAUUCCUCGUCAUCACAUGUGUGAGUAUACAUCAAUCGGGAUGAUAGAACCAAACGUCGCCAACAACCCAUGUGCCGACACUGAAUCUGGUGUCCCGUACAACGGGAUGCGCGCAAGCAUGGCUUACACCGAGCUCACCGUUGCUCUUCCUGAUGAGCUGCGGCAGCUCGCUAAAGAGCUUUGGGACAGGGAUUACGCCGCAAUUCAAUUUGAUGACAAGUAUUAUGCAUCUUUGGCAAGCAAGGGUGAAAGAUAG